AUGAAAGCAUCUUAGCAACGCGUUGCCACGUUUUAUUAACCCAUCCUCGACUCUCAUCCCAUUUUACAGUUUCCCACCGUCACUUUUCCUUAACGGCGAAGCCAUCGCCGAAAAGGGCACAACCGUCAUUCCCACCCCCAAACCGUUUCUUCAAUUCUCCUCUCUCCCAUCCCAGUAAAAAGGAGAGGAAUCGAAGCUGUUCCGUUCUCAUCGGAAAGGGGAAAACGGUAACGGAGAUGGGACUUCUGUCUAACAGAGUAACUAGAGAGAGCCUGAAACCAGGGGAUCACAUCUACUCUUGGAGGACUGCGUAUAUAUAUGCUCAUCACGGCAUCUAUGUCAGUGAUGACAAAGUCAUUCACUUCACUAGACGUGGCCAAGAAGUAGGAACCGGUACUGCACUAGAUCUUCUCCUCAUUAGUUCAGGACCAGCCAAGUCUCGAGAAAGUUGCCCUACUUGUAUGGCACCCCAAGAGGAACACGGGGUUAUCUCCUCAUGCCUGAACUGCUUCCUAGCUGGUGGGGUCCUGUAUCGGUUCGAGUAUGCCGUUACCCCUGCCCUCUUCCUUGCAAAAGCCCGCGGUGGAACAUGUACUCUUGCAGUCUCUGAUAGUGAUGAUAUCGUCAUCCAUCGAGCAAAAUACCUGCUCGAAAAUGGCUUUGGGUGCUAUAAUGUUUUCAAGAAAAACUGUGAAGACUUUGCUAUCUAUUGCAAAACCGGGCUCCUAGAAAUCGGACAAAGUGGCCAAGCAGUUUCCAUCAUAGGGGGACCUCUUGCUGCUGCUCUAUCCUCGCCCCUCCGUAUGGUUACUACUAACGUUUAUGGAAUGGCAGCGACGGCGGUUGGAGUCUACUGUGCUAGUAGGUAUAUGGCAGACAUUGGAAUGAGGCCUAAUGCGGUGAAGGUACCGGUUGAACAGUUAACCACAAGGUUGGCCACUGGCUUGCUGCAAGUGGUUGAACCCCAAAUUCCAACGAAUAUUUCUCGUCAAUCUCCUCAGCUUGUUACUCAAUGAUUAAGCAUUGUCUUUGUUUAAAAUAUAUUUGCCUAAGAAUGUCCCGGGUAUGUGAAUCACAUGCUCUUCUUUUUUCAAUCCGGGUCUGUAAGAGAUAAAUUUAUUUGAAUGGUGCUAUGGAUUUGAAUAAUUUAUUUUGCUGUUUGAACUUUUCUUGCA
Molecule: messenger RNA, 1175 nt
Organism: Glycine soja
Lineage: Eukaryota; Viridiplantae; Streptophyta; Magnoliopsida; Fabales; Fabaceae
Exons: 3
Coding region: 237-1016 (259 amino acids)
Source: RefSeq, a predicted model, not a curated record